UGCAGUGCUCACCACUUUCAGAGAAGAGCAACUUGCUGCCUGCCUGUGAAAACUCCUGAGAAACUAGAAGGCUUCACUGUCUGCAGCCUUGGCUAAUGAUUCAGUCCUUAGUUUUUACCCUGUGUCAUAAUCUGUACUGGAAGGCAGCUGACAACUCUGUGAAUGACAAUGAAUGUGCAGAAAUUAGUGACCAUUGAAGAUUUGACCAUAAAAUUCACCCCAGAGGAAUGGGUCCUACUGGACACACCUCAGAGAAAGCUGUACAGAAAUGUGAUGGUGGAAAACAUUAAUCAUCUCCUAUCCCUUGGAUACCAGCUCUGCAAAUCAGAUUUAAAUUUUCUUUCAGUGGACAAAGAAAUGCUGUGGAUGGUGGAAGGAAGAGUUAUUCCUCAACUUCAGAGUCCAGAAAGAAAGGGUGCUCAAAAAAUACUAGAAAGGAUAAGGACUCAGCUCAUUGGAAGAAAUGACACACCCACCAUCAAGUUAAUGGCAUGGAAAAAUAUUCAGCAAAAUACCUGUGAAAACCUUCUGUGUUGUGAAACCUACAACCAUGAAUCCCUGCAUAGAAGAAACAAAAUAACUGAAUCUGGAAUACAUUCAAACAAAUGUCAUCAAGGUGGUAAAAACUUUACAAGUUAUUCUGAGCUUAUAGGGCACACAAAAACUAACAUGGUAGAGAAGCCACAUGAAGGUUGCAUGUGGAGAAAAACUUUCAGUCCAUCUUCUAAGUUUUAUCAGCAUGAGAGAAUAGAGACACAUGAGAAAAAGUAUGAAUGCCAGCAUUGUGGGAAAAUUUUUAAUCAUUCAUCUAAACUCAGAAGAUAUAAUCAAACACACACAGGAGAGAAACCAUAUGAAUGCCAUCUAUGUGAGAAAGCCUUCACUGAUUCAUCUAUCCUUAAACAUCAUAAGCGAACACACACAGGAGAGGAACCAUAUAGGUGUUAUUUGAGUGGGAAAGCUUUCACAAAAUCACCUGCCCUUCUAGAGGAUAAAAGAGCACACACAGGAGAAAAAUCAUAUCGAUGUGAUUUGUGUGGGAAAUGUUUCACACAAUCAAAACACUUGAGUCAACAUAAGAAAACACACACAGGAGAGAAACCAUUUGAAUGUCAUCUGUGUGGGAAAGCCUUCACUAGAUCAUGUACCCUUAAUCGGCAUAAAAGAACCCACACAGGAGAGAAACCAUUUGAAUGUCAUCUGUGUGGGAAAGCCUUCUCUGAUUCAUCUACCCUUUUACAGCAUAAAAGAACACACACAGGAGAGAAACCAUAUGAAUGUCAUCUGUGUGGGAAAACCUUCACUAAAUCAUCUUCCCUUGCCCAGCAUAAAAGAACACACACAGGAGAAAAACCAUUUGAAUGUCAUCUGUGUGGGAAAGCCUUCUCUUAUUCAUCUACUCUUCUACAGCAUAAAAGAACACACACAGGAGAGAAACCAUAUGAAUGUCAUCUGUGUGGGAAAGCCUUUACUAGAUUAUUGUCCCGUGUCCAGCAUAAAAGAACACACACAGGAGAGAAACCAUAUGAAUGUCAUCUGUGUGGGAAAGCCUUCACUAAAUCAUCUUCCCUUGCCCGGCAUAAAAGAACACACACAGGGGAAAAACCAUAUGAAUGCCAUAUGUGUGGGAAAGCCUUCUCUGAUACAUCUAACUUUAAACAGCAUAAAAGAACACACACAGGAGAGAAACCAUAUGAAUGUCAUCUAUGUAGGAAAUCCUUUUCUGCUUUGUCUAACCUUAAACAUCAUAAAAGAAGACACACAGGAGAGAAACCAUAUGAAUGUCAUCUGUGUGGGAAAGCCUUCACUCGAUCAUCUUCCGUUGCCCAGCAUAAAAGAACACACACAGGAGAAAAACCAUUUGAAUGUCGUCUGUGUGGGAAAGCCUUUUCUUAUUCAUCUACUCUUCUACAGCAUAAAAGAAUACACACAGGAGAGAAACCAUAUGAAUGUCAUCUGUGUGGGAAAGCCUUCACUAAAUCAUCUUCCCUUGCCCGGCAUAAAAGUACACACACAGGAGAAAAACCAUAUGAAUGUCAUCUGUGUGGGAAAGCCUUCUCUGAUACAUCUAACUUUAAACAGCAUAAAAUAACACACACAGGAGAGAACCCAUAUGCAUGUCAUCUAUGUGUGAAAUCCUUCACUCAAUCAUCUAGCCCGAGGAAACAUGAGAAAACACACUCUAGAGAGAAAUCACGAACAUUCUCUUUUUUUUUUGGAAAACCUUCAGUAAGUUAUGUUACUUAGUCUGCCAGAGAGAACUCACACAAGAGAGAAAACAUGUGAGUAUCCUAUGUGUGAGAAAAACUUCAAUCAAUGGUAUAGACUUUAUACUCAUUAGAGAACACAGUAGAUAAACCAAUCAUGUCUUCUAAUUAGAAAGUGUUCAUGUAUUCAUCUAACCUUAGUAGGCAUCAGAGAAAUCUCACAGCACACAAAUCAUACUGAGAAUAUAUGUGUGAGGAACAGUCAACUUCUCAUAACAAUGAUGAGACAGUUCACAUAC
This is a messenger RNA of Heterocephalus glaber (naked mole-rat), 2506 nucleotides long. The record is from RefSeq and is a predicted model, not a curated record. NCBI's taxonomy places the organism in Eukaryota, Metazoa, Chordata, Mammalia, Rodentia, Bathyergidae.